AUGGCGGAUAGUCAGAAGAAUGGCCUUCGGCUGCAUUGGAAGUCGUUGGCGGCUUGUUCGUUGAUUUCUAUGUCACCAUUUCAGUAUGGUGUUGAUUUUACGCUGAUUGGAGGUUUUCAGGCCAUGAUUGGGUUUUUGAAGAUAUUCGGAGAGAAGUCUGAUAAAACCUCACUGGGCUGGAAUAUCUCUUACGAGCGCCAGCAAUUGAUAUCAUCAUUGAUGACUCUCGGUGCCUUUGUGGGCUCAUGCUCUGCAGGACCCGUUGCAACAUUCAUUGGCCGCAAGACCGCUCUUUAUAUCGCAGUUCUCUUGAUCUAUGUUGCCAACAUCACAAUGAUGACUACGGACACUAUUGCUGGUCUCUACGCUGGCCGUUUGGUUAUCGGACUGGGAAACGGGUUUCUAAUGACGUUUUCACAGCUCUACAUUCAGGAAUGCUCACCAGCCCGAUACCGAGCGCUAAUGCUGGGCGGCUUCCAAUUCUGGACCUCCUUCGGCUCCCUCAUCGGAACGAUCGUCGACAACUUUACAGCUAAGAUAGACGGCAAAAACAGCUACAUCAUUCCUCUCGGCAUAGUAUAUAUCAUUCCCGCAUUCCUAUGCGCUGGCAUGCUUUUCAUCCCCGAGUCUCCACGCUGGCUGCUACAGCAUAACAAGCCCGAGGAAGCUCGCAAGGCCUUGGUGUGGCUGAGACCGGAUCGGGAGACCGUGGAUAAGGAGAUGGAGGAUAUCCAGCAUGCAAUUGAGCUGGAGCAAGACCUGGCUCAUGGUACUUCGGUUUGGGAUAUGUUUGCGAAUCCCGUUGAUCGCCGCAGGACGAUCUUGGCUGUUGCUGCUGUGAGUACUCAGGCUGCUUCUGGGGCUAUGUAUAUGAUUGCUUAUGGAACGUACUUCUUCGAAAUAGCCAAUGUCGGCAACGCCUUUGAGAACAGUUGCAUUCUCACCGCGGUGGGCGUGGUGGCUAUCUUGCUCAACAUCGCCGUGGUGACCAGGAUUGGUCGCCGGAGGCUCUUUUUGACAGUUGGACUUGUCUUUUGUGGCUUCAGUCAGCUCAUCGUAGCCGCGAUCUAUACGGUUCACCCCGGAACUGAGUCGACGGGUAAGGCGAUUAUUGGACUAUCCGUGGCUUUUAUUUUUGGCUACAAUGGAAUGAUCUCAACCUAUGCGUGGGUAUCGGGUGGUGAGCUCCCAUCUCAACGACUUCGAUCCUAUACAUUUGGUCUAGCAGCAGCAGUUGGGUUCUUGGGAGCUUGGCUAACCACGUUCACGGCGCCAUAUUUCAUCAACCCCGACUCACUGAACUGGGGACCAAAAUACGGCUACAUAUGGUUUCCAUCUUGUCUCAUAUCAGCGGCGUUUAUCUUCUUCUUCCUCCCAGAAGUCAAAGGCCGCACGCUCGAGGAAAUUGAUGAAAUGGCAGGUCACAUUCUCGUAGUAGCUUCUCUGUCUAUGCUAACGUUAUAUCUCAGUUCGAGCAACGACUUCCUGCGCGCAAAUUUGCUUCUUAUUUUGAGUGAGGAUGCGGGUAUCAGAGAAUCUGGUGAUUCGGAGAAGGUUACUACGGAGGUUAUUGAGAGGACGGCCUGA
Molecule: messenger RNA, 1587 nt
Organism: Penicillium cinerascens
Lineage: Eukaryota; Fungi; Ascomycota; Eurotiomycetes; Eurotiales; Aspergillaceae
Product: Maltose permease
Exons: 9
Coding region: 1-1587 (528 amino acids)
Biological process (GO): transmembrane transport; carbohydrate transport
Cellular component (GO): membrane
Molecular function (GO): carbohydrate:proton symporter activity
Source: RefSeq, a predicted model, not a curated record